CUUUCGUUUUUGGUUUUUUUUUUUUUCGCUUCUCAGCGCGUGUAGAAUCCUUGUCAAAUUGCAAUAUAUUCUAUCUGCGGAGGAGGUUAUAAAUGUCACCUAUGCAAAGUAUUCCCAUUUGGACAGAAGAAAACAGAAGUCUUCACGACGCCAUUUGCCAAGCUCGGGUUUCUAAAGAAUCUGCAAACUCACUCAAGCAGCUCUUACAUUUGAACAAGGAUAAAUUUUUACAACUACUCGACAAUGAGCCUAGAAACUCGUCGCAUAGAGCCACAUUAAACUCUAAUAAAGCAUACAUCAACCGUUCUUUGCAUAAAGUUAACAAAGACUUUGUCGACAAAGCGUUAUUUUUAUCAGAUCAGCUCAAUGUCAACGAACAUAUUGCGGCGGCGUUAUUAAUGCGUGGUACUUCAGAAUAUUCUCGUAUCGACAGCAAUGAUGUCGAUACAGCCGUUCUUUUAUAUCAUGCAGAACGUGGAUAUAUUUUAGCUUGUCUCGACGUAAUUCUGAAAUCAGCAAAAGAUGCAUCGAUUAGUGAAGAAAUCAGAUCAACUUGUAGUCAAUUUGUUACAGAACUGAUAACAGAACAAGUCAAUAUUCAGUACGAUGGAAGGGAAAUAACAGGAACCUUCGUUUCAAAAAUCAUAUAUACGUUUACCAAAGUCAGUAUUGAUAUUGGUACGCUGAUUGAAACAGGCUCAAUUACUGAACAAGCACCAACAGCAGAUAGGGGAAAAUUAGGCGACCGAAUCUCAGAUGUACGAGUAGAACGCUUGAGUGAUGAGCGUAUCUAUUUGGUUCAAAUUUUAUAUCAUAUCGCAUCACUGUAUAAUCUCGACAGUAGUGACAAAUUAGGCAUGCUAAAGCUAUUAGAAAGUGCCGAAUUAAGUGAUCCAGCAACAUCUUACAUGAUAAUCGCCUUGGUUGCAGCUCUUUCCAGUGAUAAUCAGAACGAUGAUUUAGAUAUCAACUCACUCGAUUUGCAAUUUAUUGAUUUAUUUCAUCGACGCCUGAUGACACAUGGAUCAAAGGUUCCUGUUAUAAAAGCUGUCAUUGUUCUUCAAUGGGUUCUAUACCUUCUUGAUCCUCAACACACAACUAAGGUGAUCGGUAAUGAGGAUUCAAAGACUAUUUCAGAAAAAGUUAUACAGGAAUUAUUAGACUCUGUGAUUGAACUCGAUGUAUUUGGUUUCAUGAACGAAUAUUUGCUGUACUUUCAACAGCCUAACGCAGUAAUCGAUCCAGAGCGACCAACGGUCAAAUUUGAUAAUAGUGACACUAAUACAGUAUCAUCCGCGAAACCAGCAACAGAUAAAGCCGACUAUCAUAAUUUUAAUGCUGAUAUUAGUGUUGAUUUUCAACCGUUUGUCAUUUUUGAAUUGGAAAAGAUCAGUGUAUUAACCAUCACUUUGCUCUUCGAUACACUCAAAAAACUCAAAUAUAAAGAAGAAGAUACGAGGAUACCAGUUCAAGCACCGUUAGAAACCAGCAACGCAUUACUAAGUAAUGGUAAUUCCACUGAAUGCCAUGACCUUCAGCACUUUUUGGUAUUUUUGGCCAGUGUUUUCCGCAACCGAGUAAAUGAUGGACUUAUCUUUUGGAACGAUGAUCACAAUGGAUUGUUUUAUUUUACUCGCUGGCUCUUAGAUGUCAAAGUUUUUGGUACCGUUUCCGCGGUUUACGAUUUCUUCGGUUCAAUUGCCACUGGUGAUAUUUGCGCUAAAUACAUGUUUCAUUUCUUGAAAACUGAAGCUCAAUCAAAUGGAGCGAGCAACGUGCAAAAUGCUGAUAGUCUAUUUUCAUGGAGAAAACUGGACACAGCACUCAACUUUUAUGUAAGUGAACUCGAAAAAUUAUCUGAGAACGACAAACCAGAGCUACCCAAGAUGGAGGAAGAGAUGCUUCUCAAAUUUCUCAAUGUCUUGAAGCAAUGUGUACAGUACUCAAAAGAAGCACGUUAUACCUUCUGGUAUGAUGAAAGCAUGCGUAUACAAAAUACACUUAUCAACUUCAUCAACUGUCGAACAUCUACUCCAUUACGCGCUGCUGUCUUUGAUGUGCUGGCUGCCUUCUGCUCUCCAUGGGGCGGUGGUAUAGAAGGUAUUGGUAGAGACAUUUCGUAUCAAAUGUGGAAAGUGCUCGAAAAUAGUGAAAUGUUUGUGUCUAAACGCAGAACUGUACAAGAUAUAUCGCAGCCAGCUUAUCAAUCAGUGGGGCUUUUGCAAGAACUACAAGCUGAAAGGAAAAGUCAGGACUACACAGAAACCCUUUCUGUUGUUCGAUUAAUAGGGUCAGCCAUUCAUAUUCAAAGUAAACGGGAGGCUUUACUUUCUGGUUUCAACGACCCAAAGCCUUAUAUACCUCCUGACUUUGGCAAAGAGAGCCAGUCAAUUGGCAGUAACCCAUUCAUAUCCCUCAUUCUUGAUCAUAUAUUCAUCUCUUUGGAUGAGCAAAAAUAUGCGUUUGCUCUAACAAAGUGGGAAUUAACAGAAGCUUGCUUAAUGGUUCUGGAAAACAGCCUCAUUUCUUAUAACCUCGAACUUCUCAAUGACCCACAAUUCAGAGCAUUUCUAGAUCAGGAAUUCAAACAAGUUAUACCAAAUCCAGACGUUGAAACAAAAUUACUCAGCUUCGUCACACAUCCAGGAUUUCAAGUACUUAUACGUAUUUUGGCAGGUGGAAAGGUCAUUGAAGAAAUUUUCAAAAUUAUCAUGGACUGUGCUCAGAAAAAGCCAAAGGAAGUCGAAAGUGUUAGGUAUUACAAGCAGUGUCUACUUCGUUCCUUGCGUAUUCUACAUCGCGUCCUUGAACUACAGGAUACUUUCAACAAGCUUUUGAUACCUUUUAUUAAUCAGUUUACGAAACAGAAGCCUAAUUCUACGCUUUCUUUGGGAGAGUAUACAUUUGCUACUUUACCGUCUCUUGUUCCACUUGGACAACUGAUGUUAUAUCAUAGUUCCAUUUUAACGCAGUUGGCCUUGUUAACCAACUACGAAGAUCAAGAUGAAGUUUGUUUCUUGAGUGUCGAAAUACUACACAAGCUUUCAAUCGAUUCUGAUGUUGCACCAAUUCUCAAUAAUGCUGUUACUUCCUCACCUUUGUCCGGACUGGGCUCUCAGGUUACUGCUUUACUGAGCCAUAGUAGUUCAGCUGAAGCCAUCGUCUUUGCAGCUAGUGAAAGGUUGGGCAUUAAUAUGCCUGAAAUUACCACUUAUGACGAUUAUGAAUUUGACAUCAACAACAUUCCAUUCUGGGCAGCGAUAGAAACUCUAAGCAAUACAUACAACUAUCCAUUGGAUUUCAACCCACGAAUUAGUACAUCCGUGCGCCUUGCCCUCUUAAAUUUGUUUUUGGACAAUAUUCAAGACGGCGAAUCAUCAAAUUUGACAGAGUUUUUCCUGGGCUAUCAACUAUCCUCUAAAAAUCCACUCAACAGAUUGCAGGAAACCAAGGAUAAUAAGGCAACUUUACUGUGUCUUCACUCAAUUUUAAAUAUACUCCAACAAGGUGUAGAACGGUUUUCUGAAGAAAAUAUGAUCGUCGAGGAUACCGCGAAUGAUGUUCACCAAUUAAUUAUUGAUACACAUCCUAUAUUGGCAGAGAAAUGUUAUGAACUUAUUUAUAGAUUAUGCUCUAAAGAAUCUCUGUCAUUAUCAACACUACGAUAUUUGCGCAACCAGUAUGACUUCUUCAAUAAACAGUUCGAUGCCAUGUCAGCACGUCUUGAAGACAAUAUAGCAGAAGAAUCACCUUAUUUUGAAGGAUACAUGAUCUGUGCUGACGGUAAAAGUUACAAGACCAACUUCUUCAAACUAAAAUCUAAACUGCAUCAGAGAGCAUGGUUACUGAAAUCAAUUGCCUUGGAGUUACACACAACCAUUCCAACAAAGCAGAAGAGUGAAGCAAUGAAAUUAUUAGAUUUAAUAAUUGAUCAACAGCAAAGCAAAACAGACCAAAACUUAAAUGAUAUGGAUUCAACAUUUAGCAAUCAGGGGGUCAAACAAUAUCAGCAGCCACUCAUCAAAAUGUUGGAGUUUAUCAGUUCACUCGAGUUUUCUUGGAGAGACAGCUUACUUUCGCAGGUCAAGACCGAAGAGCUGGACAUUUUCAGAAAAUUUGAUCCAAGUUUGUUUGAAAUCACUAAUGAGCGUGGUUGCCGCAUUUUUGAUAUACGUCAAAUCUAUAAAGCAUUGAGAGAAGCACAGACCCAGCAACUUGGAGAUACCCAAAGCGCAGACUUCUUACGGUCAGGAGUGGAAAUGGAGUCCAUUUUAUCAUGGGCCAUAGUUCAGAACCAUACUAGAGAGAUUGCUUACGGCAAACUCCAUUGUCUUGAAGCAUGGAAAGAAGUUGUACAGGUUAUAUUAUCCGAGUGCCUUCACUUGAUACCUCCUGAAAGACAGAGUUUUAUAAUUUACGAAUUGCUGACUAUGUUGCUAUCCAAAUUAGCUCAUAGACGGACGGGAGGAGAUUAUGAUAAUGUUAUGCUCAAAAGUAUGAGUGAUGUGGUUCUGUCAUUGGUUCACCAAUUGAGCAAGUCAGUUCAACCACAACAGCAUGCCACUUCUAAACAGCCCGUCGAAAAGCUACGAACGAUCUUUAACGGGAUUGUAGAAUAUACACGACAAGACAAAAAAAAUACAACUAUAGAUGUUAGAGGCGAUAUGUAUUCUGCGAUGACAAGCUUUUUACUAUAUAUCAGAAAGCACAAACGUGAUGACGCUACUAAGGAGCUAGAACAGCAUAUUCUACAACAAAUCACAUCAGACAAUUCAAAAAUAUUAAAUACCCUAUUUAGUGAUGCGAUUAGUGGAUUGGAUAUAUGGAAAACUACUGCGUUUAUUGCUUUGGAUGCUUUAAAUACCAUGGCAUUACAGGCUGGCAGUAACGCAGUCCAAUCGUUUUUGGUCGAGAACAACUUUUUGCAAUACGUAAUAGAAACUAUUCGAAGUGAUGAUGCUGCUUUGUCCAAAUUGUUGGAACAAGUGGAUGCACCUUUACUCCCAUUGUACACAUUCGAAGCUAAAAUGUCCAUUCUACUACGAUUUGCUAUGAAUCCUGAAGGAUUUGAACUCUUGUACAGUAAUAGAAUUUUUGACGUUUUACGACAAUGUCAAUUCAUGAGAGCACAACAAGAUCCUCCGACUGCCAAUCAAAUGGAUACUGGAGCUUCUGCUGAAUUAGCAGAUCGAUACCAGCGAUUGAUGAUGCCCACACGUCGAUUUGUCGAGCUAUUACAGCUUCGCGCUAAAAGUCAUCGACCAAUUUUCAAGAACUUCUAACUAUUAUCCUCUGAUCCAAUAUAAUACAUAAAAAUGUGUAUUCAUAUUAAUAAAAAUUCAGCGCAAACAAUAAAUUAUUUUCAUCAAGUAACCUAUUUAUGUUUCUUCAUAUAUUGUAUGUUCAUUCCAACCAUCCAAUUUUACUUUAUUUUUUCCCCUCUUUAUUGUAUGUAUUGGUUUUAUAUCUGGG
Mycotypha africana is the source of this 5472-nucleotide messenger RNA. Its product is annotated as nucleoporin Nup186/Nup192/Nup205. Gene Ontology annotation, cellular component: nuclear pore; nuclear pore inner ring. Gene Ontology annotation, biological process: nuclear pore organization. Gene Ontology annotation, molecular function: structural constituent of nuclear pore. The coding region runs from base 93 to 5282 and encodes 1729 amino acids. The record is from RefSeq and is a predicted model, not a curated record. Lineage: Eukaryota; Fungi; Mucoromycota; Mucoromycetes; Mucorales; Mycotyphaceae. The transcript has 3 exons.